GGGCGGGGCGAUCUCCAUGGUGACGGUGCGGCCUGUGUUAGCAAUGUCCUGGCGGCCUGUGUUGCUGCGGGCUCUCCGCUUGUCCCGGCUCCCGGCCUCCCGCUGGGUCAGCUAUGUGCAGGGACAGAGCCCGGGACCACGACUGCGGGAAUAUUUCUAUUACAUCGACCACCAGGGCCAGCUUUUCCUGGAUGACACCAAAGUGAAGAAUUUCAUCACCUGCUUCAAAGAUAAGAAGUUUUUGGUUUUCUUCUUCAAACAAGUGCAGAGAAAUAAGAGCGGUCGCUAUGAGGAAGAUUUCCCGUAUAUAUCGCCGUGCGGCAGGGAACACAACUUCAUCCGCUGCGACGACCGCCCCAUUGUCUUCACACACCUCCUGCGGGAUGAGAGCUCGGGGCUCCAGCGCUUGUCUUACUGCGGGGGAGGAGACCAGUUGGCGGUUCGCUUCGAGCCGGAGAGGCUGGUCAUGUUACCAGAAAAUGGGCGGGUCUAUCACCCAGCGCCAGAGAAGAGCGGAGGGGCGGGCCUUGUGAAAUCGUCGCUGGCGUUCGAGCUCAGCUCUUGUUUCGAGUUCACCGGUGGAUCUAAUUCUGGAAGCCCCACCCAUUUUAUCUGGGAUGGCAAACGGUACACACUGACCAAUGAGCUGAUACCGCUAAUAUGAGGAGACUGAUA
This is a messenger RNA of Nanorana parkeri, 675 nucleotides long. It is a transcript of the gene CUNH8orf82, whose product is annotated as chromosome unknown C8orf82 homolog. Lineage: Eukaryota; Metazoa; Chordata; Amphibia; Anura; Dicroglossidae. Bases 17 to 664 code for a protein of 215 amino acids. The transcript has 3 exons. The record is from RefSeq and is a predicted model, not a curated record.